Molecule: messenger RNA, 1590 nt
Organism: Pocillopora damicornis (cauliflower coral)
Lineage: Eukaryota; Metazoa; Cnidaria; Anthozoa; Scleractinia; Pocilloporidae
Product: spondin-1
Biological process (GO): cell adhesion
Cellular component (GO): extracellular matrix
Source: RefSeq, a predicted model, not a curated record
GGUCAAUAAGAAGGUCAUAUCUGUAUGCAGAUAACUUAAGGGCAACACUAAACCUCGCAACGGCUCAAGUACAGUGUAAAUCAUCAACAGCAUCGAACAGUUCAAAGUCAAUAUCACUGUAUCACUUCCCCUGGGACUUGCUAGUCUUCUGCAGCGAUGAGACUGUGCGCGAUUGUUGUUCUGUGCAUUGAAAUCUUCGCGGGUCUUCGCGUCGCAGGGAAUAGAUGUAACGAUGGAAAGUGUCCUUCAGUUUCGCAAAACGGUUCUGAGAAAGACGGAAAGGAAAGCGAUGACAGAUUUACCUGCUGUGCCUGUGGAGGAGCAACCUACGACAUCACAUUUACUGGUAAAUGGACAGAAUCUACAUAUCCCCGGCAUUUUCCCGGGCGAAUGGCACGCUGGUCACCUUUAAUUGGUUCCUCGCACAGUAAGGAUUAUAUUGUAUGGCAAUUCGGAGGAAUGGCCUCCCCUGGGGUCACAAAGGUCAGCGAGUGGGGAGCCGUCGAGAUGCUGGAGAAGGAGAUGAAAAAUCAAGGAGAGAAGGUGCUCAGCAUAAUCAAGACGCACACGUUAUAUAGAAGUGCCGGCAAGGUUUCCACCACAUUUAAAGCGGACAGCAAACGUAACCUUGUCUCAGCCUUGGCCAAGAUCUUCCCAAGCCCUGAUUGGAAUGUUGGCGUUGACCGGAUAAACCUGUGUGACGGGAAUUGUACGUGGAAAAAAGCUGUUAUCAGGAAACUUUAUCCAUGGGAUGCUGGUACCGAUGACGGGAAAACCUUCAAGUCACCAAACAUUAAAUCUGUCCCCCAGCAGCCAAUAAGAAACAUAACAACAAACACUCAUAAACUGGGAUCAUUCCCUGGUCAGGGAGAUCGCGGAGUCACGCAACCGUUUGGUCAGAUUGAAAUACAGCUCAUGCAGACUUCCGGAGAAUGCAACGGAAAGCCUGGACGUCCUCCUUUCCCUGAGAAAUCUCCAAAAGUUCAUUGCAAAGUUUCUCGCUGGUCGGAAUGGAGACCCUGCUCGGUCACCUGUGGUACUGGAGUCCAGCGCAGGGGCCGCGCGGUAAUCCAGAAGCCAAAGAAUGACGGGAUUCCUUGUCCUCAACUGAUAGAGUCAAGGGCUUGUAUCCAGCCCACCUGUAUUGGUAAACCAGUCAAUUGCAAACUCUCCCCUUGGUCCUCCUGGAGUGAAUGUCGUGGUUCAUGUAACAGGGGUGGACAAUUUCGCUCGCGCAAAAUUCUACAAAAAGCAGAACAUGGCGGAAGUCCAUGCCCAGAAUUCAAAUCACUUAUCAAAUGGAGGCGGUGUAAGCUGACAAAAUGCCCGCCAGAGAAACAUAACGACUGCAUAGUAACAGGAUGGUCACCUUGGUCAGAAUGUACUAAAAAGUGCAACAGAGGAAAAAAAUUACGAGUAAGGAAGAUCAUCAGAAGCGAAAAGAAUGGUGGAGCAAGUUGUCCGAAAAAACUCAGGGAAAGGAAAAAGUGCGUUCCCGUCAAGUGUCCUGGUGAGUUCCUUGUUGUCAGCGGUCUGGAAAACUUAUUUCCGUUAACGCUUAUUGUUUGUGGGAUGAACUAGUAAACCUAU